This is a messenger RNA of Caenorhabditis remanei, 1251 nucleotides long. RefSeq lists its product as uncharacterized. The record is from RefSeq and is a predicted model, not a curated record. The transcript is spliced from 3 exons. Lineage: Eukaryota; Metazoa; Nematoda; Chromadorea; Rhabditida; Rhabditidae. Bases 1 to 1251 code for a protein of 416 amino acids.
AUGGUGUCAAAACCAUUUGCAUACGAUAGCCUGAGGAUUGUGCUACAGCAUAUAGAAGCUAAUAAAAGGUUUCAACUAGCCUCCAGAAUCCCUUCCAUUCGCCAGACCGAGAAGGCAGUUCCGUUGAAAAUCAACACCAUCAAACUGGACGACAACAAUCAUUUUGUAGUCAAUCAAGUUGAAUACAGAGUGAGCUUGUACUUUGAGAUCUAUGUACCCGAGGGUGUUCACUAUCAGAAUAUGUAUGGACAUUUUGAAGAUGACAUAGAUGAAUUUGGUUUUGUGAAAAGAUCGGGGCGCCGGACAGUACUACCCGGUGACUUAUUGAUUGGGCGACCAGGACUAGACGUAGAGGAUGAUAGGGAUGACGAAACACAAAUGCUGGAGUUGGAAAACGAGUUGAAAGAAGAGGAAGGGUGUUUACUGAAAUUUCAAAGUGCAAUUCUUCAGCUUGCUUAUUCUGAACCUGAUGAGGAAAAUAAGAAUAAGAUAAAUGGGGAGCACUUGAAUCUCCUUAAUGACCGUCUCGAUCCUUUGCAGUUUGUUGCUGAGAACAAAACUCAUCCAUGCGGUAUCAAAUUGUUGAAAGAGUCACUAACUCCGUUCUAUCGCCGUCGUGAUAAUAUUCCUCUACCGUACACUCCACUCAUUCAAAUUUCGAUAAACGGCAAGGGCAUUGAUCAAGUUCACCGUCUUCCCUAUAAUAUGAAGGUCUACGAAGCCCAAACGCGACUCGCAUUCAUUAUAUUCGGUAACCGCCCUUGUGCCAUAAAAACAGGAUCUUUGGAACAAAAGUUUUGCGAAAUAUUCCGGCUACCAGUCGGAGUGAAAUUCUACAUUCAAGAACUUCAAAUCAACGGGAACAUUACAAAAAUAUACGAAUCAAUCAAGCCGAUCAUCGAAGAAACAAGCUUCCCAUUGGCCGUGCUUCAGACAUUUCAAAAUCAUGAAGGGCAUCAGAAUUACGAUCACGAAGUAGUGAAGACAGCUCAAAAACUAGUUAUAGGAGAAUCAAAACGUUCUGUUAGAAGAGUGAACUGGUUUAAUUUGUUCACAAGUCUCAAUAACAAAAUAGUUCAUAAAAUAUUGGACGACAAGUUCUUCUCGGAAGACGACUAUGUGCGAUGUCUCACAGUACCAAUGAAAGUGGAUAGUCAAGGAAGAAUGAUUCAAAUUUCCUACGGAACAAAUGAUUAUGAGUUGGCAUCAUUGAAGCUGAAAAUCGAGGUGGUUCCAACAAAUCUGGCAUAA